AUGCUCUCCGUGGGGACGACGGAGCAGCAGCCAGGGCAGCAGAGGCUUGCCCCGCCGAUCUUGGACCGGUUCCGUGCCCUCCUGCGUGAGAGAGCGGAGGAGGCGAGGACAGCGAUCGGAGACGCUGAGGCUGCCUCCCCGUCCCCCACGGCGGAGGAGAUCGUAUCGUUCUAUGAGGCGGUCCUCUCGGAGCUCACAUUCAAUUCGAAGCCUAUUAUCACGGAGCUUACUAUUAUCGCUGGGGAGCAGCGGGACCUCGCUGAGGGCAUCGCCAACGCCAUCUGCGACCGUAUCCUCGAGGUUAGCUCUGAUUCACGAAUUUGGUUGCUCCUUCUAGUCCUAGUUUCUCGUGGAAUGAAAUAUUUUGUGUUUAUUUUCUCGCAACAGGAAAUUUAUAUCCAUCUAUUUGAAAAAGCAGAAUACGUGCCAAGUAACCCCGCAUUGUUUUGUAAAUGCUACUCCCUUCUGUGGUUUUCACUGUCUUUUGGGCUUAUGGUAGCAUUCAUAUCUUGGCCGCCCAUGGACCGUGAAUUAGGCAAUACCCAGCCGGGUUUUUUUGUCUGGUGCCCUAUUCAAUUACAAGCAGCAGGCAAUUUCAGGAUUUUCUUUUCUUUCCCUUACCCGUCUUCCCAGCAUUUCCAGUCCUCUGUGACCGAAAUGUGUUUAAUGUGUGCUUGAACCACGGAUAAAUUAUCAUGACCAUGGUCUUUGUUAAUAUGUAUCUAUUAAUUUGAUUUCACUUUGCUUGAUGCAGGUCCCUGUUGAUCAAAAGCUACCCUCGUUGUAUCUUUUAGACAGCAUUGUAAAGAACAUUGGGCGGGACUAUAUGAGGUGGUUUGCGGCUCGACUACCAGUGGUGUGUUCAUAAAAUAGGGAUUCUUUGCUUUUCCUUUUCUUUCUGCGAAGUAAAAUGUGAUUGAUGUUGAAACAAAGAGAAGAAUGCCCAUGUGCCUUUUUUUUCCAGUUUCUAAUUUUUUAUUCAUUUUUAUGUAGAAGGUGAAAUCAGUGUCUUGUUAUUGAUGAAACAGAAAAUUUUAUUAUUGUGAUGGUUCUUUCCUCAUCUUAUUAUUCUAUCAAACUUUAAUCUUUUUUUUUUCUGACUUCAUCGUGUGCUGAAUCUUUCUGGAUUAAUUUUAUUCUAGUGAUGGAGUAUUCCAAUUUUCUGACAAUACUUUCUGCCAUGGCUGCAUUGUUUCUUUUGUGUUGUGCUGAAAUUCCUUCUGUUAUGUAUUGCAAGGUGUUUGUUGAGGCGUACAACCAAGUACCUACAAGCCAGCGCCCUGCAAUGCAGCACCUCUUUGGAACAUGGUCACAUGUUUUUCCUUCUUCUUUGCUCCAAAAAAUUGCAGAUGAGCUGGAAUUUCCCAGACCCGAGAGCCAAAAACAUUCUGGUCUGGUAAAUGUCAAACAAUCCGAAUCAUUGUCUCCCCUUCCUGCUCAUGGAAUUCAUGUUAAUCCAAAAUAUCUUGAAGCACAACGUCAGUUUGAACAUUCUUCUGUGGUAAAUUCCAAUUCCAUUCUAUCUCUUACAACAUAUGUUUUCAUGUGUUUGUAAAUGGGGAGGCAUAUGCCUUCACUUAGGAUAAUAGAAAAGGACUGUAAGGGUCUAUUGAUUUGAUGUUUGAGUCAUAAGUGAAUGAAGAACAGCACAGAAUGCUGCAUUUCCUAUGUCAUCAAAGAUUAAAAUAAAAAACUCUUUCUUUUUCACUUUUUCUUGAAUGCUAGAAUUUUUUUUCCAAGGAAUUCUGUAACUUUUUGCAAGUGAUGUUUGCUUUGCUGAGGUCUCAGAAGAAAAUAUUAAAAAAUUGAACCGAUUAUAUGGUAUCAAAUAUCCUUGAGAUGUUUGAAAUUACUAAAACUAUUACUCAUGCAUCUUCACCUUUAGGCAGCAUAUGUGCUGAUGUUGCUGUGUGUUUUUCACAUCACCAGGACCUUCAACGUGUGAAGGUUGUGCCUUCCAAUUUACAAAUCUUUGAUGAGAGAUCUUCCAUGCAGUAUGGUGACUAUGAUUUCGAUCACCCUGAGUCACUUCCUCCACACCGUGGGCAUCCCAGAAGAGGCUCUCCACAGAUGGUGCCAGAGCAUGCACCAUCUGCAAGUGGAACUGAAAACCCCCUGGCGGUGUCAAAAAGGAUACUGAGAGCUGAUUUAGUAGGAUCUGCAUCACCACCAAGUGAUGGCUUCCAUAGGGAUAUAUCACCUGGGAGAGGUGUUGAAAGAGCCUCCCCACACAAUUUGGGAUUUGGAUCUGCACAAGUCAGAACAACUAACAGGAGUGAUUGGUGGGAAAGGAAUAGAAGCAUUGCUGCCGCACAGCCAGAAGGUCCCGAACUGUACAAAAUCCAGAAUGGCUUUGGCAGACAGCAGCCACGGGGCCUGAUUGAUCCUUAUGGAAAUUACCGAGGGAAAGGCACAUCAGAUGACAAGCCUGCAAAGGUCCAACGGCUUGAUGUUAAUGGAAGAUACAGUGAGGUUGGCACUCGAAACUGGCAGAAUACGGAAGAAGAGGAGUAUGACUGGAAAGAUAUGAGCCCCGUACUGCCUGACAGAAGCCGAAGUGGCAGGCCAAUGUUUGAUUCCGGUAUUGAGAGGCCGGGCCUAAAGUCAAAUGCUGGACUUUUGGAAUCAGAGUUCAGGGCCAACUGGCACGGACAGGCUCCAUUUCCUCCAAUUGAUGACGAAGCUGCAGUCGAAGAGAGAGUUCCUUUUGCUGGUGUAUGUUUUCCCCACUUCUCAGCCUUUUUUCCCUGUUCUGCAACAAGCUCCUUUCGCAUCAUGAAAUAGACUUGUAAAACGUUGAAUUUUUCGUACUUCAUCUUGUCUGUAUCAUCAUUAUUUGGGUGGCAGAAUUACGUAAAUGUCUAUAUUGACUUUCUGACGCCUGAUACUGCUUUAGACUCACGAAUCUGUUUUCAUUCUCUGCACUCACGGACAGAAUGUAUUUUAAUUUUGCAGUUUGAGCAUGGAUCAAUGGAUAGAAGGCCCCUGAUUGGUGCAGGAAGGAAUGAACUGACUCACUAUCAAGCUUCUUCCCAUUAUCUACGGGACCCUUGGAAGCUGCAUCCAUCUCAGCCAGGUCUCAGCCCAAGAUCAAGAGGAAGAGCAAUGCAAAUUCCCCUUCCUAUGAUGGGUCAUAAACUAGCUUCUCCUUAUCAUAAAGGACAAGGAUCUGAUGUAGACUACUUCGAAAUGGAUGCCCUUUCAGCUGCAUCAUCGUCUGAAGGAACAGAGAAUCGUCUGAGAAAAAGGGCACGUUCGCCUCAUGCUACUCCGACCACAUGGCCUCAAAUCCCUAAACCUCUCCCUCCUAUUGGCGUGCAGCAGAAGCAAUUGAGAAGUAGAUUCGAUUCUGUUGAUGGUGGAGGGACGCUGGUAAGUGAUUCCAAUACACCAAGUUGGUCCCAUUCUCAGAACAUAAAAUCCUUUAAUUUUAUUGUUCUGCCUCCGAUGCCUUACCAGUACUCUGGUUUGAUUUCUCUGAAUCAGCAAAGAAAUAAACGAGCUAGUCUGAUGGGGCCACAAUCUCAGGAGACUCAUGAAAAAGUAACCCCAUCCCCAACUCCUCCACUCAGAUAUCAUCACUUUUAUUUGCCCAACAUCUGACUCCUAUGCAAUCACAGGGACAACGUUCAUUAAACUCAAUGCUGCCGAAGCCAUCAUUAGGUAUAUCUCCAUCUCAUGCGAUUCGUGAUGUAGUCAGUCCCUCUGCAUACAUUCAUGGUGGUGUUUUGCCUCCUCUACUACCUCCAGGGGCUCCCUCUGUGCCAUUGGAUGUGGGAGGUCUGCCACGUGCCGGUUCCAUCAUGCCCAAUGCACCUACUCUUCCACUCUCAGGUUUAAUAACCUCUCUUGUAGCACAAGGUCUGAUAUCAUUGCCGCCGGCAACCUCAUCUGAGGUACUCGUCUGUGAAUUCCUGAUUUCAUUUUAUUUUUAAAUCCAUUGUGCUGCAUCAAGUCUCAUCUUUCUCAACCUAACAUCAUGGUUUUGACAGGACUCGGUUGGCAUUGAGUUUAAUGUGGAUCUUCUCAAAGUUCGGCAUGAGUCUGCAAUAUAUGCUCUGUAUCGUGAUCUCCCCAGGCAGUGUACAACAUGUGGGCUGCGUUUUCAACAACAGGAAGAUCAUAGCAAUCACAUGGACUGGCAUGUUGCCAAGAAUCGGUUAUCUAAAAUCCGUAAGCAGAAGCCAUCCCGUAGAUGGUUUGUUAGCCUCAAGGAAUGGCUAAGUGGGACUGAAGCAUUACCCCCAGAUGCUGUUCCUGGGUUUUUGCCAUCUGAAGCAGUUACCGAAAAAACAGAAGAGAAAGAAUUUGCUGUUCCUGCAGAUGAAGAUCAGAAGGUGUGCUAUCUAUGUGGGGAAACUUUUGAGGAAUUCUAUAGUCAUGAGCAUGAAGAAUGGAUGUAUAGAGGAGCAGUAUACUUGAAUGCACUAGAUGGAUUGAUGGAGGGCAUGGACAGUAACCAGUUAGGUCCUAUAGUUCAUGCUAAGUGUAGGACUGAUUCUGCAACAGAUCACGGGCAAGCAUAA
This is a messenger RNA of Spirodela intermedia, 4526 nucleotides long. The record is from the annotation of a GenBank genome assembly. NCBI's taxonomy places the organism in Eukaryota, Viridiplantae, Streptophyta, Magnoliopsida, Alismatales, Araceae.